GUGCACGUUGAGACGGCAAGUUCAAGAACGAGACCGCAAUUUUACGGUUUGAAUUUUAGUCCUCAACCUUACUUGCUUGCUUGAACAAACCGGUAUUAAUAUAGCAAAAUUUAAAUAUAAAAAUGAGGUUAGAAAAAAGUGAAUGAAAAAUUUUGUUUUUUUUUAUUAUCGACAUAAACUAACCACCCUAGUGACUUAAAAAUAACAAACAAUGGUAGGAAAAAAUACGCUGAUUAUAUAUAUAACGACGAUAAUUUGUUCCACAAUAAAUUCUGCCCUAUCAAAAAUACCCACAAAAUGCGAAGGAAGCGUAGGAUUAAAAUAUUUAUGGGGAGAUGCCCUAUUAGAUUCUCCUGAUUGUGUGGGUCCUGGUAAUAUGCCAUAUCCAACAGGUGCCAUAGAUAGGAGUUUCAAAGGAUCAAAGCUGUGGUCUGGUAGUUUUAGAACAGGAAGAGCCCAAAAAACGAUAGAUCCGUUUAUUACAAGAAAUAUGCUACUCAUUGCACAUCAACAAACGGAGGAAUCUCUUACGUUGUCUAGACAAGCAAGAGCAGCUACAAUGUCACCAUCGAAUAUGUGCGCUUCUACACCUCCCAGGCUAUGUAAAACAAGAUAUAACACCACAGCUCCUAUGUAUGGUGUUUCUCUUACAUCCGGCCAACCGGUCACUAUUGUUCAAAAGUUUCCUGAUCUCCUUCAACAAGUAGUGUUUGAAGUAUGCGAAAGUUCAGAAUGUGAUGUGGUACGUGGAGAAUGCACACAAACGUACGUCCCGUAUUUAUUCUUAGUGAUUCCUUUAGGACCAGUUACUCUAACAGGACAAGACUAUGUUUUAGUGGAAAGUGGUUGUGUUUGUAGACCAAAAUAUGCCGCUCAAAAUAAUCCAGAAUCAAGUGCUAUACCUACGAUUCCAAGAAUUUGAACAAAAAGACUGUUUUCCGUUUUUGGAAUUUCAUUUAUAAUACUUAUAAAUUCUAUGUUGUAUUCUUUUUGUAAAAAAGAACGUAGAUAGGUAUAUAUAGGUACCUAUAAUGUGAAUCAUUAUUAGAAAUAUUUACUGAACAAAUCUUGUGAUUUUAUGUUUUUGAAAACGCAUAAAUUUUGUUAGAAAAUUGUUAUAGAAUCCUUAAACUUUGUUUAUCUUCUUUUUUGUUUUCAAUAUUAUUUAAUAUGUUUUUCUUUCUUUGAAUAGGUAUAUUACUAGGUACGUAAAUUGUGGUUUAUAUGGCAAAUAUUUGAUCAGCACAUAUCGUUUCUUUAUAUAAUUAAUAGACCACAAUUGUUUUUCAGGGAAAGAAAAAUGCAUUUUAGUUUAAUAAUGGCUAUUUAUAUUUAUAAUUGUUUACAUUUUUUAAAUAAUUUAUAUCAUUUUAAAGAAAUUUUCGAACAGAAUAUUUUUUUACAUAUACCUACUCCUGUAUGUCUAUAAUUGAAAAUAUACAGGUUGUUUCAUAAGUAUUAUAAUUUUUUAAUAACUUCCAUGAAAUAUACAAAUAUUUCAAGUAACUUUUUUGAAAAACUCGAAAAAUAAAGAGAAAUGGCUCACUAUUAAAAGGUUUAGGAAGUAGGUACUGACUUCUGUUUCGUUUAUUAAAGAAAAUACUUAAUUUUUGAAUAUAGUUCACGUUUAUGAUAAAACGAAUUAUUAGAUAUACAUUGUCGGCCACUCAUCAUCUUCCAAUACGCAAUGCCCAAGUGCGUGUGAAACCUACAGAGAGUUGGCAUUGGAGCGAGUGUGAAACAAAUCAUGUCAGCAUUGCCAUUUAUACGACUUGACCGCGUUGUUAUGUUUUGUUCCUUUCCUACUUCCUCUAUAGUCUAUUUGUAUGUAUGAAAGAGUAUUAAAAUAAUAAAGCGUUCGUAAUCCAUAGGCGUAUCACUUCUUUUAGUAGACAGUUAAUAAUAAUAAUAAUAAUAAUAAUAUUUUUAUUGACCAUUUAAAAUACAAUAUUUGAAAAAAAAUAAAAUACAAUUAAAAAAAAAAUUAAAGUACCAGAAAUAAACAUGGUCAAAAGGUCCUAAGAUCAGCUCAAGCUGUUCUUCCUCAAAGGCCUGCAAAUGUAAUCUAAACUAAUCUAAUAGGGUGUAACACAUGUAUAUAAUAAACAGAACUAAAACAAACAAAAAAGUACUAUGGGCCGUUUGCAUCGCUGGUCAUCAAGAAACAAAAGACUUUUAUUUUUUAAGGAAAGAUAAUAAUGACGAGCGGUGCCGAUGGAUCCUAGUAAUUUAUAUAAACCAAACAAAAUCAAAUUACAAACUUACAAAUUUGUGAAUUGGUCAUCAUAUAAUAUUUUAAACAUUUUUGUUUUAAAUGAUGCUAUGGAUAAAUUAAUUAGGGAAACAGGAAUAUUAUUAUACUCCUUUGCUAUCUGGUAUGAAAACGAGUUUUUAAAUUGUUGUGUUUGGUGUUUUGGAAUCUCAAUAGAAUUUUUUUUUCGUGUAUUUCUACUAUGAACAUCAGAACGAUAAAUAAUUUUAUUCCAAAGAUAUGGAGGACUUUUUUUAAUUAAAAUUUUGUGAAACAGGGUUAAUGAAUGAAGUUUUCUUCUAUUUAUCAUAUUUAACCAUCUGGCAUUUGCUAGUGUAUGGGAAAUUCUAUCAAAUUUUUUAAUUCCAUAUAUAAGUCGAAGGCAGGCAUUUUGUAGUUUUUGUAACCUAUUUGAAUCUGUUACUGAAAGACAAGGUCCAUAUACAAAAUCACAAUAAUUUGCAUUACUUAGAACGAGAGAGUCACAGAGUUGUAUCUUUAGUUUUUUGUCAAAUAAAUGUCUGCUAUGAUAUAAAGUUUUUAGUUUAAAAAAGGAUCUUUGUAGAACAUAAGAAACAUGAUCUGUGAAUUUCAGUCGAUUGUCUAGUAUUAUCCCCAAAUUUUUUGCUUUUUGAACAGUUGGUAGAGCCACAUCAUUAAUUUUUAUAGACACGUUAGAAGAAGCAGCUCCAAAAAACAUAACAGCUGAUUUUUCUGAAUUAAUCACCAAAUUAUGUUGGGUAGAUACUUUCACCAAGGCAUUUAGAUCGGUAUUUAUUUUCUGAAUGCACUCUGAUUCAUCGUUUUUGUUAAAAAACAUAUAUAACUGCGUAUCGUCAGCAUACAUAUGAGCUUUGCAAUAUUGUAAAACCGAACACAAAUUGUUUGUAUAUAUUGUAUAAAAAAGAGGGCCUAGGAUUGAACCUUGGGCUACUCCUCGCCCAACUUGCUCUACGCUAGACGAUACACCAUUAUAUAAUACUUUCUGUGUUCUUCCCGACAGAUAGUUUCUAAGAAAUGUUAUUGCGGUUGGUCCUAAGCCAAUAAAAUGCAAAAUGGAUAAAAACAAUUUGUGAUUAAUCAUGUCGAAUGCUUUACUAUAAUCAAGCAGAAUUAAUAAACCAACAUUUUUGGCGUCGGAUUCCUUCAGAAAGUCAUCCGUAAUAUUUAAUAGGGCCGUACCACAGCUAUAUCCCGAUCUAAAUCCCGAUUGUGUGAGUGGUAGAAUUUUAUAUUUAUCAAUGUGUUCUCGAAGUUGUUCCUCUACAACUCUCUCCAAAACCUUUGAAAGUGUAGGCAGAAUAGUUAUGGUUAAAAUAUUUUUUGAAGUUAUUCCUCGAGUAUACACAUAUUUUCACCUAAUUAACCUGCUUAUAACUUCUAAACAGCUGAAGGUAAAAAAGUGCAAUUUUUUUCUAAAAUGUUUUAUUUUUCCACAAGGUAUGUUAAGAACAUUGUGUAAAACGGGUUAUGUAGGUAUAAGGGUUUAAACUUUGACUUUUAAACAACGUUACGUUCAUAAAUAAUAAUUUUAAUAUAAAAACUACUUCUUACCUACAAAUCCAAAUCAGAAUCGAAAUCAGAAGAUAAACCAAUAUUUACAAUGAGUGGCUCGAUCAUUUCAUCAGUAAUAUUGUCCAACUUCCACAUUUUCUCUUCUUCUUUAAUCGUAUGAUUUACUGCCUUUUCCCAGUUUUCAGGCUUUACAUUAUUUACAGCCUCCAAAAACAACUGUUUAACAUCACUCAUUUUAAAAGAAUUAUUUUUUCUUGAAACUUCUCCCUUUAUAUGUGCCCAUAUCAGUUCAAUCGGGUUUACUUCGCAAUGAUAUUGUGGUGAUCUAACCACCGUCAUCCCAGGAUUUUUUGCAAUUUCAUCAAUUUCAUAUUUUUUGAAUUUCUCUUUAUGAAGGGAACACAAAUGAUACAGUUCUUUUCUCACAGAACCGGGAUGGAACUUAAUAUCCUUUGAAUUUAGCCAAUUCUGUAAAUCUUUUUUUAACCACUUGGUUGUGGGCAUUUUUUCUAUAAGUCUCGAGUGAUAACUUGAAUUACCCAUUACUAUUAUACAGUUCUGAGGAAGAAGAUCUAUAAUUUGUUCGAACCACUCUUUAAAGACAUCAGCAUUCAUUUCCUCAUGGUAGUCACUGGUACGAGUAGAUUCAAAAGUCAAUAAACCACCUUUAACAAAACCGUUUGAACUACCGAUGUGUACUAUUAUUAGUCUGCGCCCCUUUCCUGAUGGUGGAUUUAAACCAGUAGAUAAAUUAUUUAAAAAAAGCCUGUCUUCGACUUGUAACAGUUUCAUCUUGCCAAAAUUUAUUUGGUUUAUGUCCCUCGUUGAUCCAUGUUUCAUCUAAAUAAAAUAUAUUUCUUCUUUGGUUUCUCAUUUCUUUUAUAGUCCUUAGGUAAUUUCUUUUCCAUACUACAAUAUCGCUUCUUUCUAUUAAAAUAGACUUUCUGGAAUGCUUUUUCCAUAGAAAACCUAUUUCUUUUAAAAGUUUCCAUAGGGUAAUCCUUAUCAUCUCGAAACGUGGCAAGAACUUUGUCUACUGUCGGAAAUUCUUUUCUAAAGAAGAACGCAUGCACUUUCCUUCGAAGUCUUUCUUUCAAAAGAUUUUCUAAUUGAAAUUUUGGUUUUCCUGGAGCUUUACGUGCUGUUUGAAACUCGCCACAUUUCUCUUCUUUAACAACUCUGUAAAUCGUAGAUUUCCCAACACCAAGCGUACUACUAACUAAUUCCACUGUGUCAUCAACACUUUUACAUAAAUGUUUGUCUGUAAAUGAUUUAAAACAAUUAAAUAUUAAUGUUUUUUCAUUAACUGUUAAAGGACCGAUUUUUUGUCGUUUACGCGGCCCUUCCAAAUUUUCCAUGAUCACACUAGAACUCACACUGCACCUUGCAAGUUGCAACUAAACGACAUUUAGUAAACUGUCAAGAAUACACAACUUGGACCUCCUUACUAAAUGGAAAACCUAUAAUCGCAUUUUCGGUGAAAUUUGUUGGGAAGGUAUUUAUCUAUUUAUAAUUCCAUUACUGUAAGAAAUUCUUGGAAUUAAAAUAAAACAAAAUUGGCAAAUAGGUACUUAUUGAAAAUAAUCUUAAGAUACGGCUAUGUAAUCUUUAAUACACAGGGCUUUUGGUCUGUCCAAACCUUUUUCUAUUGUUCUAUACAGCUUAUGUUCAUAAAGGACCAAUAAAAGACUUGUAAUAGCUCAGGUACAUUUAUUACAAUUUUAGGAAAUAUUUAGAUUAUUCUGUAAAAAUAUUUAAAAUGACCGUACUAAGUUUUGCAUUAGAAAUGCUGUUUUAUUACUCUCUCAUACAUAAAAAUAGACUAUAGUGCUGGUUCUCUGUAGUUUUCACUCGCACUUAUGCCAAGGAGGUGUUGGAAAGUUUUUAGAUGGCUGAUACCGUAUAUUAUUAGUGUAUAGGUAGUAUCUUGGAAAUUCAGCUGUUUCAUGCACGUUGUAUUUUGAAGAUUUUCCUCUGAUAGGUCAUCAUAAACCUUGUAUAUUUUUGUGAGAACUCGCUCAAAGGGCUAGACCCUGGAGAAAUUAUUAAAGAUUAACUUGAAAAACGAUCUAACGAUAAAUACCUGAAACAUUUUUAAACAAGCUCCAGUCAGCCACUCAAUCGGAUAAUAUGGCGAAUGUUAAAUCAGGAAGAAGAGGCACAAAACAAUUUAAAGUGCAUGGUAAUGACUCAUGGUUAUCUUGAACCAAUCUUUGUACAAACCGUAAUAUAAUGGAGGCCCUUUCGAGCAGUUUCUCUGAAAGAAGCUAGCACGUACCUAUUUCUAAUUUUCUAAAAAGCAAAAGAAGGAAAUAAUAGGAUUUUUAUUUCCCUCACUUAUUAAAAAAAAGACUACUUAUGAAACACUCUGUAUAUCUUACAAAAAUGUACAUAUUUGUGUCAUGUUAUGAUGCUAAAUAUUUUGGCCGACUUACUACAAGGACGAUAUUUUAUUUUUCUCUUUUUAGAACUAUUUCAUUAAAAAAAAAUGUAGUGCGCUGGCCAACUACUGAAGAUUUUAUUU
Molecule: messenger RNA, 6290 nt
Organism: Psylliodes chrysocephalus
Lineage: Eukaryota; Metazoa; Arthropoda; Insecta; Coleoptera; Chrysomelidae
Source: the annotation of a GenBank genome assembly